Messenger RNA from Acanthocheilonema viteae, 915 nucleotides. The record is from the annotation of a GenBank genome assembly. NCBI's taxonomy places the organism in Eukaryota, Metazoa, Nematoda, Chromadorea, Rhabditida, Onchocercidae.
AUGCAUUCCGGACAUACUAAAUACGAACAAGAUUACGAUAGUAUUCGACGGUAUCAAGUUCAAUCUUGCCGAUGCGUACUAACGAUCGAUCCGGUACAACACUUACCAGCUACAAUUGGAGCGCAUAUUCUCCGCCAACUUUCACUUAAACAACGAACAAGCUCUAUCUGUCCUCUCUCACCAUUGAUUGCCUCACGUUCCUUUCCAGAAGCGCUUUGCGUGAAUGAAGCGGAGAUUAUUUACCACUGUCUAUCAAUCUGCGCAUCGUCUCCCAUUCCUUGGCUGCACGAAAAUGAUUCCAUUCAUCCAAGUCUUUCUGUAGCCAAGUUGGAAUUAGUGAGUCGAAGGUGGCGUGAAGUAUCGCUGAUGGCAUCACGCAGCGAUGAUCGACCUGUCUGGGUUUACAUCAUAUUUCGAAGGAAUCACUGCAGUGGACACGAGAAAAUGACCGUUAAUUUGAGUUUCGAUGGACCUAUCUUUUGGAAACGACAAGUGGCUUACAUUUAUUGCUGUAGCUGCCAUUUCCAUGAACACGAGAGGCCUUUAUUAGCAUUACUGAGGAAAUUGGAGCAUCGAGUGAUACGUGUGUGUAUUGUGGAUACGCCCAUUGAUUAUGCUUUUCUGCCAGAUAGCUUCUUUUCCUAUAUGGCAAGAAAUAUGCCUCAUCUUCAAUUUAUAUACUUGCGUGAAAUUGAUCUCGAAAAGAUUAAUCGCGGUACGGUGGUUGAAUUGGCUCAACAUCCUCAGCUUAAAAAGCUUGUCGUGCAUAAAUGCCGAAAUUAUGAAGUUUUUGAAGAUUUUCAUAAUCUACCUCAGUUAUUGGUUGUCAAAGGCGACAUUGUUGGCUUAAAAGCAAUGAUUGGCGAUUGUCCGGAACCUGAUGAAUUCGCAAUGGAACCACAAAAGCAAGCCUGA